Messenger RNA from Aspergillus sclerotioniger CBS 115572, 1258 nucleotides. RefSeq lists its product as uncharacterized. The record is from RefSeq and is a predicted model, not a curated record. NCBI's taxonomy places the organism in Eukaryota, Fungi, Ascomycota, Eurotiomycetes, Eurotiales, Aspergillaceae. Bases 143 to 1201 code for a protein of 352 amino acids. The transcript has 2 exons.
UGCACCUCCUCGUGCAGCCCCUGCUCACCACCUCUGUCUUAUACCUAUUUGUCCGUCUCCCCGCUCACGUCCCGUCUCAUGUCUUUCUUUCUCCUCUUUUCCUCGCUGCCGCUGCUACCUUUCUCCAUGUUGCGUUGCCAACAUGGCUACCACCGAGGGAUAUUCGGAAGCCUACCUCCAUGAGACCCGUCAGAGGGGUCUGAUCGCCAUUAUUGUGCUGUUCAUUGUCUUGGAGACUCUCACCCUAGUCCUGCGACAGGUCUCCAAGCGACUAGGUCGCAUCCGGCUCGAUUGGGAUGAUCUUCUCAUCACGCUGGGUUGGGUCCUGUGUACUUUUGUCAAUGCCACCUGCCUGGAUGAUGUCUACCACGGCGGUGUCGGUCUGCAUCAAGCCCGGGUGGAGCAAAUCGACCCCGGUAUGAUCUCGGUCUGGGGCCACUAUAUCAUCAUCAUCCCUUUGAUCUAUUUCGCCGCGUGUGUACCCGCUAAACUGGCCGUGGUCUACCUCUACCUCAACAUCUUUACCAGUAAAGCGAUGCGCAUGGCCUGCUAUGCCGUAGCGACCGUGAUGCUGGGCAACUGGUUCGGCACCACCGUGGCCGGCCUCCUGGUCUGUCAACCCUUGAGUUACUUCUGGACCGGAGUCGGACAUUGCAUCAACACCAACGCCUUUUUCCGCUGGAGCGGACUGGCCAACCUGGUGACGGACUGCGUCAUGCUGGUCCUACCCAUGCCGAUGGUGUGGAACCUGCAGGCCUCGCUGCGCCUCAAGCUGGGCAUCUGCUUGACCUUUUUGUUCGGUAGUAUCGGGCUGAUUUCCUCCAUCUUCCGAUUCUACAUUCUGUUCGUGACCAACUCCGAGGUCGAUAUUACCUGGACGGCCGCGACCUUUGUGCUGUGGUGUGUGGUCGAGUGUGGCACCUACCAGAUUGCCGCCUGCUUCCCUCUGUAUCGACCGCUGGUCAAGUUUCUCGGGCGCAAACUCCACCUGACGACGUCGCGGGGGGAAUCGGGCAAUGAUACGGCCAACUCGAACCCGCGGCUUACUCGGUCGCAUGGGGGGCGAUUUCAGUCGCUCAAGGGGGAUAGUCUGACGGAGGAGGCAGAAGAGGAUGCGGUGGGCUUGGUGACGCUGGGCAGUCAACGAUCCGACAUCGCCCCAGGCACGAUUGUGGUGGACCGCCGAUUUAGCGUGACCUGAUGUUUCAUUAGAUUAGAUUAUUACUGUUAUUAUUACUAUGCAUAAUUAGUACUGCAG